Phragmites australis (common reed) is the source of this 1481-nucleotide messenger RNA. RefSeq lists its product as uncharacterized. The record is from RefSeq and is a predicted model, not a curated record. The coding region runs from base 404 to 1165 and encodes 253 amino acids. The transcript is spliced from 2 exons. Lineage: Eukaryota; Viridiplantae; Streptophyta; Magnoliopsida; Poales; Poaceae.
CUACGGAGUUUACAUCCCGCCGUCCCAACCGCGUGAAGUCACGGGCCACUCCCAUUCUCGAAUCGAGCACCUCAUUCCUCCGUUCCCCAACCCCGACUCUUUUUGUCGUCUUAUCCACCCCACUUCGCGCCGGCGCGGAAACACCGCCCAAGCCCUAGAUCCAUUCAUCCGUCCACCGCGAGUCCACCACCUCCCUCCCUUCUCCCGCCGUCCCCGCCGCCUCUUCGACCACGGGACCGCGCACGCAGCGGAGAACCUUCGCGGCUUGGGAUCAACUCAUUCCUGUGCUGGUUGUAGUACGCUGUGAUAAACAUUAAAGAUCUGUGGGGUUGCCUGAGGAAGCCGCUUUAGACUUCACUGCUGUGUUUACAUUUGUUUCUGAAAUAAUAUUCUCUUCCAUAUCAUGGGGUUUGAAUCCACAUUACCCCUAACAGAGCAUGUAGAUUAUAAGAGUGAGAUUGAAACCUCACAAGUUUUCAGCUGUGAUUCAACAAUUGUAGAAGAGGUGGAAAAGAGUCUCAGUGAGGAACUUUUACUGCUAGUUCCUGUGGAAAAUAAGGAAGACACAGAAUCCCUUUGUACAAUUUGUGAUCUUGAAAAUAACAAGGGCGAUGUUGCUUACGCCAUCACUCCAAGGGUUGUUACACUAGAACUGUCAAUCUCUAGCGAGGCUCCAGAUGACAGUCUUUCAUUGGGUUGUGAGACACCACGUGAAAGCAUCUUUGAUCCUUUUGCUCCAGGACCAGUGGAGGUGGCCUGUGCACCAAAAAAGAAAGUGAUCAGAGGUGCGGAAAUUCCCUCUCGAAGGCAGCUGAAUUUUGAUUCAGGUGACUACCCAGUUAAAAGGUUAAGUUUUGAUUGGAGCGAUUCUGAAGAGGAGGAUCAAUAUCUCCAAGUCAUUCACAAGAUGAUUCUUGAUCUAUUUAUUUCAGACGGUUCUCUUGAUCGACAGGAAGAAAAUGAAAAGAUACUGACAGAUUCAAGCCCGGAUGAAAGCUGUAAGACACCUUUUUCAAAGCCUCUACUUACUGGCGUUGCAACCACAUGCCCAGAUGCUCCUUUGAGGCCAUCUCUUAAAGUGUUGAAACUCAGCCCAAGCUUUUGUCGAAAGAUCGACUUUGAUUCAGUUAGUCCAAGGUCUUCAGUUGUUAAAGAGAAUAAUUGAUAGCCAGUUCCUCCUGUUUGAUGAGUAAUGAGCUGCGUUUUUGGGACUGAAUUAUGCAUGCUGGUGAUCUGUGCCUUGGUAACAGCAUUUGGUCUUCCUCUGUACCGCAUGCCUAGCUAAACCUGGACCUGUAGGGACUAUUGCUGAUGUUAAAGAAGUAGCAAGCAGUUUUAGGUAUACAUGUAAUAUAUGUUUGUUCUUCUUUUGUAACUCUCAAAUUUAUGUUAGUACAUGUCGUCGCUGACCAUGUGAUUUUGUCAAUCUUAAAUGACCGGUUCAGUCUGAUUGAUGUAAUGCAGCUAGUGCAGUUUCUUCC